Molecule: messenger RNA, 2603 nt
Organism: Myripristis murdjan (pinecone soldierfish)
Lineage: Eukaryota; Metazoa; Chordata; Actinopteri; Holocentriformes; Holocentridae
Product: neuroligin-3-like
Exons: 6
Coding region: 138-2603 (821 amino acids)
Cellular component (GO): membrane
Molecular function (GO): neurexin family protein binding
Source: RefSeq, a predicted model, not a curated record
GUGUAUUUGGAUUCGAUAACGUCGUCGGAGCCGAGGGCACAGUGAGUGAUGUGUGUUUGACAGGGACAGGGCAGAGGGACUGAGAGGACACUACAGUGUGGAUUUGUGUUGUGCAAGGGCACUCUCUUGCCCAGACCAUGUGGCUGGCUACAUUUAGAGACCAUCUGUUGCCUGCACACCUACUACAUCAGCAAGGGACUGUGACCAUCACCCACUGUGCUCUUCUUUGGUGGAUAUUAUGUUCCUGCUGGUCAUUCACCAAGGCAACAAGCCAGAAAUUUUAUCCAACGGUGACCACCCAAUUUGGGAAGCUGAGAGGCCUCAGGGUUCCUGUGCCCAGUGAGGUGCUCAGGCCUGUUGAUCAGUAUCUGGGGGUUCCCUAUGCUGCCCCUCCAUUGGGUGAGAAGCGUUUUAUGCCCCCAGAGCAGCCCUCCUCCUGGUCAGGGAUCAAGAAUGCUACCCACUUCAUGCCCGUGUGCCCCCAGAACAUCCACAACACCGUGCCAGAGAUCAUGAUGCCCAUAUGGUUCACCUAUAACCUGGACACAGUGGCCACAUACAUUCAGGAUCAGAGUGAGGACUGUUUAUAUCUAAACAUCUACGCUCCAACAGAGGAUGGGAGCCAACACAAGAAAAAGGGCGCGGCUUUCUCACAUGGUGACAGUGAUAAGUCUCAAGACAUAAGGGACUCUGAGGCUCGACCUGUGAUGGUCUACAUCCAUGGAGGCUCCUAUAUGGAGGGAACUGGCAACAUGAUGGAUGGCAGCGUGCUGGCCAGCUAUGGGAAUGUUGUCGUCGUCACACUCAACUACAGGGUUGGCAUACUAGGCUUCCUCAGUACUGGUGACCAGGCAGCUAAAGGAAACUACGGACUCUUGGACCAAAUUCAAGCUCUCCGUUGGAUCAGUAAGAACAUCGGCUACUUUGGAGGAGACCCAGGUCGAAUCACGGUUUUCGGAUCUGGAAUCGGUGCCGCUUGCGUCAGUCUGCUAACAUUGUCCCACCACUCAGAAGGUCUGUUCCACAGAGCCAUCAUCCAGAGUGGCUCAGCACUGUCCAGCUGGGCUGUCAACUACCAGCCAGUCAAGUACACUCGCAUGCUGGCCGAGAGGGUUGGCUGCAACGUGCUGGACACUGUAGACAUGGUUUCCUGCCUGCAAAAGAAGAGUGCUAAAGAGCUGGUGGAGCAAGAUAUCCAGCCUGCCCGGUACCGCGUGGCUUUCGGCCCAGUCAUCGAUGGAGACGUCAUCCCAGACGACCCAGAGAUCCUGAUGGAGCAGGGCGAGUUCCUCAACUAUGAUAUUAUGCUGGGUGUUAAUCAGGGGGAGGGGCUACGCUUCGUGGAGAACGUGAUGGAUCUGGAAGAUGGCGUUUCUGGCAGCGACUUUGACUUUGCUGUGUCAGACUUUGUGGACAGCCUGUAUGGGUAUCCAGAGGGGAAGGACACACUGAGGGAGACAAUUAAAUUCAUGUACACAGACUGGGCUGACAAGGACAACCCGGAGACAAGGAGGAAGACCCUAGUGGCUCUGUUCACCGACCACCAAUGGGUAGAGCCGUCAGUGGUGACAGCUGACCUUCACGCCCGCUACGGUUCACCUACUUACUUCUACGCCUUCUACCAUCACUGCCAGAGCCUAAUGAAGCCUGUGUGGUCUGACUCAGCCCAUGGAGAUGAGGUGCCUUACGUGUUUGGCAUCCCCAUGGUUGGCCCAACUGACCUGUUCCCUUGUAAUUUCUCCAGGAAUGACAUUAUGCUCAGCGCCGUCGUCAUGACUUAUUGGACCAACUUUGCCAAGAGUGGGGAUCCUAACAAGCCAGUGCCCCAGGACACCAAGUUCAUCCACACCAAGGCCAACCGUUUUGAGGAGGUGGCCUGGUCCAAGUACGACCCUUAUGACCAGUUGUAUCUGCACAUCGGCCUGAAGCCACGUAUCCGAGAUCACUACCGUGCCACCAAGGUGGCCUUCUGGAAACACCUGGUGCCCCAUCUGUAUAACCUCCACGACAUGUUCCACUACUCCUCCACCACCACCAAGGUCACGCCGCUGGAUUCCACCCAGUCCAAUGGGAAGAGUAAAUCCUCCAGCACCAGCCGGCCUCCUCUGUCCACUGCCCACAACAACGGGGAAGGAGGGAGAGAGAUGGGCCCUCUGAUCAUGCCAAACCCAAGAGAUUACUCCACCGAGCUCAGCGUCACCAUCGCCGUGGGCGCCUCACUGCUCUUCCUCAAUGUUCUGGCCUUCGCUGCUCUCUACUACCGAAAGGACAAGCGCAGCCGGCAGGACGCGUCCCAGCAGCCCAGUCCCCAGCGUGAGAGCAAGGGCAACAGUGCCAGCCACACCACUACCAUCGAUGAGAGCGUGUCCCAGCAAAUGAACCAGUGUGACGCCCUUCACAAUCCCCUCCAUGUUUCUCCCAGCUUGGACUACUCACUCACAAUGCGUCGCUCGCCUGAUGACAUCCCUCUGAUGACACCCAACAACAUCACCAUGAUCCCCAAUUCCCUGAUGGGCCUCUCCAACAUGAGUCCCUACAGCACCUUUCCUGCCGGUUACAGCUCUGCGGGCCUGCCCAGCACACACUCCACCACACGGGUAUAG